AUGCGUCUUCUCAACAUCCUCGUAUUGUUCGUUCUAGCUCUGUCUACUGUCCUCUCACAGUCUUUCCAGUCCGACUACUUAGAAAAUGAAGGAAGACCAAGGAGUCGACAAGAGUACCACAAUCGCAGGCGAAGAUUUACGACUCGACGCAUGAACACUCUGGGUUUUAUCAAUCAAGCUUGGCGAAAUCUUUGGAAUCGACGAAAAGAGCAAGGAUAAUUGUUGUAUUGUUAGCUCGUUUGAUAAAAUCUUCAACUAUAUGCUGUUUACAAAAUGAAUAAAAGGAUGUGUUCUUAAUUGCUUUAGAUAAGUAUGUUAAUUGCACACACAGAUAAGUAUGUUAAUUGCCAAGAAAUCUGCACAUUG
This is a messenger RNA of Cylicocyclus nassatus, 366 nucleotides long. NCBI's taxonomy places the organism in Eukaryota, Metazoa, Nematoda, Chromadorea, Rhabditida, Strongylidae. The record is from the annotation of a GenBank genome assembly.